AUGGACCUCAAUUUCCGAUUCAUUCUCGAGGAGCCCCAUGGAGGUGCCCCACAAAAGGGCCAACAACGCAAGCGGGCACGGCUCGUCACUGCUUGCGAUGCUUGUCGUGUUAAGAAAAUUAAAUGCAUCCGCACCCCAAAAAUUCAGCAAUGCGAAGCCUGUCGUGUCAGUAAUGGCACCUGCUUGUACGGGGAUCGCGACCGCUAUCAAGCAGAACGAGGUUUAUCUUACUCGUACGCAACCCAAAUAAUACGCCCCGAAAAUGAAGACACCAAGGAACAAUCCCUUCCUCCCAUGAAUGCGUACCCACCAAGUUCAACCUCGACCGACGAUCGUUCGAGCUACCCACCAUCACAUCAUUCCAACGACAACGGCUUUGCCGAUAAUUUCACUGACGCUUUACGGUCCGCGUCCCGGAAGCGGAAAGCAUCCUUAUUGGGCGAGGAGUCAGAGUAUCCAAAUCAGCGCCUCCAGUCUCCAGUAGAACCCGUUGUACAAUCGCCAAUUGACGCAACCAAAUUGACAAACGGGCAAAUCCCUGAGCUAAAGCGAAUUACUGUGCCUUUCUUCAGGUAUUUUGGACCAACAGCGAACACCCCUGGCUAUAGGCGCAUAAAAGUUCGAACACUCACGCUCGACGACAGCGCUUCGGUUGCCUCACAUACCUCCCAAUGUUCCUUUUCCCCUUCAGCGGACAUAAUACCAUCCCCUCGAGCAAAAAAUACACUACCGGUCCCACCCGCAUCUCCACCCAUCUUCCGCGCGUUACACCCAAACAGCAGCGCAUUGGCCAAUGGAGAAGAUGAGAUGUACAAUGGCAGCGCUAGUCCUGUCCACGAUUCUGGCUCAUCGGGACCCGCUACCGGUACGACUACCCCCGUGCACCCUUACAUCCCGUCAUUUGAGGCAUCAGUGAUGGCGACUGCGGCAGCAUCUGGCCGAGACUGCCUGUUUGACCCUGCCAGGCCACGGUACCCCAAUCCCAAAUACCUGACCCACUUGGCCAAUUUGUUCUUCGACCACCUGGCAUGUCAUUUUCCAUUCUUGGAUCGCACUCAGGUCAUGGCUCAGAUUACGGAUGGAACGCUUCCCGCGAUCCUCGCCAAUUGUCUAGCCGCACUAGCAGUUAGGUUUUCUAACCGAAAAGAAUUGUUGAAAGGGCCCCGCCAUCUUGCUGGCGAGGCAUACUGCGACAUGGCCAAGCUUCUGGUUGUCCACAUGCUUUCAUGGCCUUCCGUAGAAGUGCUUCAAGCUUUGGUGCUGAUUGCUUGGUCCGAGUUUGGAAGUGGUCGUGAUAGUGGCCUAUGGAUGUAUAGUCGAAUGGCUGUUGGGAUGGCCAUGGACUUGGGUUUGGGCUUCGAAGCCACUGUUCAGUUAGCCGCCACAGAGAGCGAGCGCGAAAAAGUUAGACUAACGUGGUGGUCGACCCUCUUGAUCGAUCGCAUCAACUCGUGGGGUACUGGGCGACCCAUUGCGAUUGCUGAUGAGCAGUUUGAUACUGCGUUGCCUGCGGUGUCUCAGGAAAACGAAGAUCCCACGAAACCACCGUCAACGAGCUUCGUAUUUGGCCACUUGUGCAGACUUGUGCAGUUGCGAGGAAAAUUGGGUGAUGUCUUGAACAACAAGGUCAAGCGUCAAGGUUCCCUAGAUCUUGAUGAAACAUUUGAACUCUCGCAACUUCAACACCAAAUGACUGUCUUUUACCAAUCACUUCCUCCCAGCUUGGUAUUCAAUAUUCAAAACUUCCGGCGCUACUCUUGCCACAACCAAGCAGCAGUCUUCUUGCUUCUACAUGCCAUGUUCCAUUCCGUUAUCACGCUCUUGCACAGGCCUUCCCUGCUUCAGAAUUUCACACCCGACGUAACUUUACCCCUGGCGACCAGUAUUGAUUUAUCACGUUCGUCUGCUAGGUCGAUUGUCGAUAUGGUUAUUCUUGCAGACGAAGUAGAUCAACAGGCGCUGCUAGCCAACCCUUUUCUGGACCUUACUGUCCUCACAGCAGCCCGCGCAUUCCUUGCUGAACGAGAGACAUUGUCCAAACCUCCCCCCAAUAUGUCAGCUAUCACUGCAGUUUUAACAAGACAAUGGAGCGAGGCAAGCUUGGAGCGUUGCAAAGCUACCCUGGCCAAGAUGUCCAAAUACUGGGGCGGCGUUGGUUGCGUACGUCGGAUUCUGGACCAACAGUCAGCAGGAGAUAUGGAUUUUGAUGUCGGAGAGCCUACCACAGGGGAUUCACAUAUUUCACAUCUCCGUGACGUUGAGCUCAUUACUCAGUGGGCCGCGAAAGCAUGGCGACGACAUGUUGCAAAUGGUCACCACCGUAAACGGGGACACGACGCAGUCUCCCCUCCAAAGAGUGCAGGGCUAUCUGGCUUUGAUAUAUCCUUUGGGAGUAGCGGGAGCACCGGAAAAUCUGGUUCUGACCACGCCGACAGCCCGGCCGGAGCAUCGGUCGGUAUAACCGGGUUUCUGGAUGGCCCCGUAUAUGGUGCAGAGCUGCCCGACUUCCUGACCGACCAGAACGCGUUGAGGGUAUCGUUCAAUGCAGCAGAAGCUGAUUUAAGCUUCUCCAACUCUUCCGAGUUAUUUAAUAUCCCGGAAGGUUUUGAGGAAUUCUUGGUCCAGCAGCAUGCGGGGAUCGAGCCCAUGCGAGUGGAUGGCCCUACGGAAGACAUUGUUGCACCAGCCUUCUCAACCCUCAUCGGUCCUUGGUUCCCGAUGGGCCAACACUUGUCUCGCGCACCCAGUCCCACACACUUCUGA
Messenger RNA from Rhizoctonia solani, 2763 nucleotides. Its product is annotated as Fungal specific transcription factor domain. Bases 1 to 2763 code for a protein of 920 amino acids. Gene Ontology annotation, biological process: regulation of DNA-templated transcription; DNA-templated transcription. The transcript has 15 exons. Gene Ontology annotation, molecular function: DNA binding; DNA-binding transcription factor activity, RNA polymerase II-specific; zinc ion binding. NCBI's taxonomy places the organism in Eukaryota, Fungi, Basidiomycota, Agaricomycetes, Cantharellales, Ceratobasidiaceae. The record is from RefSeq and is a predicted model, not a curated record.